AUGUCGAGCCCUCACCAUUUUCAUAUUAGACGGAGUCUCGAUUCCUUCGCCAGUUUUUUGCGCCAUGCUUCCCAAAUCCAAAAUCUCAAAGCCAUUAAGAAGCUUCACGCCCAACUGCUUAGAACUCACUUCCAAUUUUCCUCCCCGGAUCUUCACUCUAAGCUUAUACUAUCCUACUCCCAAAUCAUCCCCAAUUUUGAUGCGCUAAGCUUAAGCAGCUUCUUCAAAUGCAUAAUCCCCAGAAGUUCUUUAACCUUCAACGUAAUGAUUUCUGACUUUUAUCGACAUGGGUUUCCAGAUUUUUCGUUAAUGGCGUUGUCUUUCAUGCAUUCCAAUGGGGUCCCUAUCGAUACGUAUGCCCUCUGCAGCUCUUUGAGUGCUUGUUCUCUUGUUCAGAAUCCCGUGUAUGGAAAACAGAUGCACGCCUUCGUGGGGAAAUCAGGUUGGUUAUGUAGUGUUUUUGUGGGGAGUGCGAUUGUCGAUAUGUAUGCAAAAAAUUCGCUGAUUAAUGAUGCAGUGAAAGUGUUUGAUGAAAUUCCUGUGAAGAAUACGGUGUGCGCAAAUGCAUUAUUGGCUGGAUAUGGCGACGCUAGCAUGUGGAUUGAUGGACUUGAAUUGCUACGGAAGAUGUACGUUUUGGAUUUGAAGUAUGACCAGUUCACUCUAUCAGCUUCUUUACGUGCGUGCACUGGUUUAUCUGCAAUUGCUUUAGGUAAGCAAGUGCAUGCUUAUCUACUACGAACGGUUUAUGAUAUUUCGAGUGAUGUUCAUCUACAAAGCACAUUGAUUGAAAUGUAUGGGAAGAGUGGCAUGGUGGAAAAAGCAUGGAAUGUGUUCGUUUUCGCAGGACUUGGACAAAAAGAAGAUGGGAAAAGGGAUAUUAUAAUGUGGACUUCUAUGCUUAGUGCAUAUGGUAGAAACGGAUGUUACAUAAGAGUAAUUGAAUUGUACAACCAGAUGUUGAUGGAAGGGAUCAAACCAGAUAGGGUGGCUUUUGUGACAGUGAUAUCAGCUUGUGGUCACACUGGUCAGGUGAAUCUUGGAGUCAAGUAUUUUGACUCCAUGCAGAGUGUUUUUGGGUUGGAACCUGGUCAAGAGCACUAUAGUUGUUUGGUUGACUUGCUCUGUAGAGCUGGGGAAUUGGAAAAAGCAUGGAAGCUUGUAAGUGGUAUGAAAAGUAGCGAUUACAAUGUACCUCUAUGGGGUGCUUUACUCCGAGCUUGCUUGGAACAUGGAAAUAUUAAGUUGGGUAAUUUGGCAGCUCGUAGGGCACUUGAAUUGGAUCCUACGAACGCUGGGAUAUUCGUUAUGCUAUCAAAUUUGUAUUCUGGUUUUGGCUUGUGGAAUGAGAUAGAGCAUUUGAGGGGAUUUGUGAGAAGGGAAGGGCUGCAUAAAGGUGUUGGAUGUAGCUGGAUAGAGACCACAAGUUGAGCAUUUCUCAAAUAACCUUACGCAAAUGUUGAACUAAGAGCGUGUAGGGGGGUCUCUUCUCAUUGAGCCCGCUUGGAUAUUUGGGUUGGGUCAAGCCAGUUCGUAAAGAAGCUAGUUCGAGAUUGAUUGCUUAUUGAAAACGAACCCUCAUUGAAAAAAGAAAUUUGAUUAGGCCCUAUCUUAGGGUCAUUCCUAAAGCCAUGAGAAUUGGUCAGAAAAUCGUUAUCAUAAGGAAUCGGAGGAAGAUUCGACGAUUUUUUUCAGUAACUUUGUUUUAUGGGAAAUGGUUUAUUGUGAGGUGCUACGAUGAAAAUUGUUUCAUUGAGCCUUAGAGAGUAGCUUGUAUCAUUGUUAUCCAGCAUCACUGCUCAAUUGUCAUGCUAUAUAACACAAAGAGAGUUCUCAACUUUAGUGAGCAAAAUAAGAGGGUGAAAGUACAAGUUCUCAGAUUAUUCAUAUCUACGGAUCUCCCUCUACAUAGUUCAGUACUUGUAUAACUCGCCCUACCGCCACCAUCUGCUUUAUAAUUUUUGUAACUACCUUAGUUCCCAUAUGUACAAAGAUGCUUCCCAGUCAUGUUAACUGGCUAGUCAAACACAUACCCUCCCUUCUUCCUCGUAAAGCACGUAAUCUUGGCAUUUUGCCAACUCAAUCAUCAAAUGACCUGCGGCCUUGGCUCUCCUCCCCCUGUACAUCUUGUUAGGAACUACGAAUCUCCACAAUGGUAUGAUAUUGUCCACUUUAAG
Messenger RNA from Cucurbita moschata (crookneck pumpkin), 2177 nucleotides. Its product is annotated as pentatricopeptide repeat-containing protein At1g50270-like. Gene Ontology annotation, biological process: RNA modification. Gene Ontology annotation, molecular function: RNA binding; protein binding. Lineage: Eukaryota; Viridiplantae; Streptophyta; Magnoliopsida; Cucurbitales; Cucurbitaceae. The transcript has a single exon. The coding region runs from base 1 to 1431 and encodes 476 amino acids. The record is from RefSeq and is a predicted model, not a curated record.